Molecule: messenger RNA, 2277 nt
Organism: Prosopis cineraria
Lineage: Eukaryota; Viridiplantae; Streptophyta; Magnoliopsida; Fabales; Fabaceae
Product: receptor-like protein EIX2
Exons: 2
Coding region: 1-2277 (758 amino acids)
Molecular function (GO): protein binding
Source: RefSeq, a predicted model, not a curated record
AUGGAUUCCUCCUUCCCCUCUUAUGUUACGGAUAUUUUACCGCCAUGCCUGCUAAUAUUUGCAAUCAUGCUCCCCAAAGGCAUGUGUGCUUUGAGAGUGCAUUGUAAUGAAAAAGACCACAGCCUUCUCUUAAACUUCAAACACACUGUUACUGAUCGAUCUCACAUCCUCUCUAGUUGGUCUCACGAGCAACAUUGCUGCGAAUGGGUUGGAGUUCAAUGUGACAACAUCACUGGUAGAGUUACAGAGCUUAGUCUCCCUUGUUCUCCUGAACUCUCUGCUAAUACUUGUGAGUAUGACAAAGUAAACUGUCUGGCAGGUGAACUUCACUUAUCUUCGCUUCAACUUGAAUUUCUGAAUUACUUGGAUUUGAGCAAUCAUGACUUCCAAGCUGUCACCCUCAAUGAUUGUCCUCAUUCAUGUGAAAAUAUUAAUUCUUCCAAUCUUCUUUAUCUUGAUUUAUCAUAUAAUGAGGAUCUCCAUUUUGAUCAUCUUCAUUGGCUUUCUUUUUUUCCCUCCUUGGAACAUGUUAACCUUAGUGGCAUUAAUCUUCAAGGAAAAGUUGACUGGAUUCAACUACCAACUCUGCUUCGUUCAAUCAAAGAGUUACGCUUUGAUAGCUGUCAACUUAGAAACAUCAAUCCAUUUCUCCAGUAUGUCAAUCUUACUUCACUUGAAUUCAUUGGCCUUUCUGAUAACAGCUUUAGCUCUCUCUUGCCUGUUUGGUUAUUCAAUCUUAGUGAUCUCACUUUUAUUGACUUGAGCUAUAAUAAUUUUCAAGACCAGUUCCCAAAGGGGUUACUAAACCUUCAAAAAUUACAAACCUUGUAUUUAAAGCACAACAAACUCUUCGGAUCCAUUCCAGUUUGGUUAGGCCAACUUGAACAUCUACAAGAAGUUGAUGUUACUGAAAAUUUAUUUUCUGGUCCUAUUCCCUCAACUUUGGGAAAUUUAACAUCCUUGACUCACCUUCAUGUCUCCUCAAAUCAUUUAGAGGGUAGUCUUCCAGAAAGUCUUGGGCAACUCUUGAACUUGGGCGUAUUAGAAUUUGAUGAUAAUCACUUAACAGGCCAUGUCUGUGAAAGAAAUUUUGCCAAUCUCUCAAAGCUGACUGUUCUAUCCAUGGGAUCUCCAGGCUUGAUCUUUGAAUUUGACUCUCUUUGGAUUCCUCCUUUUCAACUUGAACAAGUUGAUUGUUGGACGAAUUGGAAAUCGUUAGCUAUUAUUAGUCUCAGCAACAAUAAUCUAGCAGGAACAAUCCCCAGAUCAUUGAGCUUUUUGUCAAAUCUUACAGUUUUGCAUCUCAACAAAAAUAACUUACUUGGGGAGUUACCUUUAUCAUUGAAAAAUUGCCAGAACCUGCAAGACCUUGAUGUUGGAGAAAAUAAAUUAUCAGGGUACAUACCAUAUUGGAUAGGACAUAAUGCAAGGGUUCUCCGAUUAAGAUCCAAUCAAUUUAGUGGAACUAUUCCCCCACAAAUUUGCCAAUUAACUACACUCAUAGUAUUGGAUUUUGCGGAGAACAACAUAUUUGGUUCAAUACCGCCUCGCCUACAUAAUAUGAAAGCCAUGGCAUUCCCUCGUUCUUCAGAGCCUUCUAGCAUUUGCAUCACAAGUCAAGGCGUUGUUUACAAAAUCAUUGACAGUGCUAUGUUGCAUAUAAAAGGCCAAGAAUGGUUCUAUGAAGGAAACUUGAGAUUGAUGCGUAGUAUUGAUCUAUCCAGUAACAACUUAUCUGGAAUGAUACCUCCAGAUCUAUACAGCCUCUUUGAAUUGCUUGCUUUGAACUUGUCUCAUAAUCGAUUUGAAGGGAACAUACCAAAAGAGAUUGGCAACUUGAAACAGUUGGAGUCUCUUGAUCUUGCAAACAAUCUACUUUCAGGUGAAAUUCCUCAAAGUAUAGCUCAAUUGUCUUUCUUGGAAGUCUUGGACCUUUCUUUCAAUAAUUUCUCAGGAAAGAUCCCAUUAGGGACCCAACUUCAAGGGUUUGCUGCACAAAGUUAUACUGGAAAUCCAGAACUAUGCGGAGUUCCACUGCCAAAGAAUUGUGCAGAUCAAAAUGACAUGAAACCUGUUGAAGAAAAUGACAAUCAAGAAAAUGAAUUUCUGCCUUCAUUCUACAUGGGGCUGGGAGUGGGAUUUGCCAUAGCUUUUUGGGGAGUCUGUGGUGCCAUUUUUUUCAAUAGGAAUUUCAGGUGUACUUACUUCAGAUUCUUCUAUCACAUCAGAGACAAGCUUUAUGUGUUGAUGGUCCUCAAGAUGAAUCGUUUCCGUUGA